Messenger RNA from Xenopus laevis (African clawed frog), 4320 nucleotides. RefSeq names its product oocyte zinc finger protein XlCOF7.1-like. The record is from RefSeq and is a predicted model, not a curated record. The transcript is spliced from 4 exons. NCBI's taxonomy places the organism in Eukaryota, Metazoa, Chordata, Amphibia, Anura, Pipidae. Bases 19 to 1584 code for a protein of 521 amino acids.
AAGAAGAUCCUGGAACUCAUGUCCAACAUCAUCCAGCUGCUGACUGGAGAGGUUGCCAUAAGGACUCAUGAUGUUUCCAUCUAUUUUUCCUUGGACGAGUGGGACUAUAUAAAAGGAAACAAGGACCUUUACAGGGAAGGGAUAAAGGAGGAGCCCCAGAAGCUACGCCCAAUGGAUAUACAGAAUACCGGCUUUCUCUGUAACUACAUGCGGCACCAACUUCAGCGAUACACUAAAAACAAGAGAUCCCUUUAUUGUGAACAUGCAGCUUCAGAUAAUAAUGGCAGCACUGUUCCUAAAACCAACCCAAGCAAGACCGUGGCUGAAGGAGCAGUUGUUUGUGGAGACAGAAAUACCACAAACCCUGACAUUUCUCCACCUAAACAGCCCCCAAAAGAAAAUUGUAUUAAAUCAGGGUCACCUGCAAGUAAAGGGGGAAGCCAUGCAGUGGAAUGUGGCUUAAAGUCACUUCCAGAACAGGUACAGGGAAGACAUCGUUCUAACCCUCUGAUAAUAUGCAGUCUGACAGACAGCACGUCACCUGAUUAUAUAUCAAACGAUAUUAAGCCGGAUUUUUUGUGUAAAAAACGAAUCCGUUUAGACAACGGUAUUAAAACACUUACAGAAAAGAUACACACAACAGAUGCAUCUACUUCUGCCUUUGGACGCAGUCUGGAUUCUGGAUUUCCAGUGAGUUCUCUUUCAAGAGCUAUAAAAGAGGAACCGGUUUCAUGGGAAGAAAGAAGCCAUUCCGGUUGCAGCAUGAAUCCACUGACAGAACAGAUAGAGAAGACAAAUACAUUUACUCCUAUUAUGGGAUACAGCUUUAAGAACAGCUUGUCAGCUAAUUAUUACUUAAAUGGUAUGAAAGAGGAAGUGACUUCAUUUGAAGGAGGAACCCGUUCAAUUUGCAGUAUUAAUCCCCUUGCAGAUCAGAUACAGAGAAAUAAAAUAUCUGCUCCUGUGAUGGGGUGUGGCCUAAACAACAGAGCAUCCGCUCUACAGCCCCACGUAUAUAGUAAAAAGCUGAAGAGUAAUGCCACGUGUUUGUCUCCUCUAAACACACCCUUGUUACAAGUCAUGUACUGCUGUGCCGUGUGCCACGCACGCUUUGCUAGUUACAAGGAUCUCGUCAGCCAUCUGAUAACUCACACAGAAGAAAAAACAAUCUCCUGCUCAAUCUGCGGGAAAAGUUUUAAACGCCAUGCAGAAUAUAUUCGCCAUCAGAAAAUCCACACGGGGGAGAAACCAUUCAUUUGUUCCGAGUGUGGCAAAUGCUUCAAACAGCGCUCUGAGCUGAACCUGCACCGAAGGGGACACACGGGAGAGAAGCCAUUUUCCUGUUCUGAGUGCGGCAAAUGUUUCAAGCGGCGCUCCAUUGUGGUGGAACAUCAGAGGAUUCACACGGGGGAGAAACCCUUCACUUGCUCCGAGUGCGGCAAAUGUUUCACACAGCGCUCGCACCUGAUUGUACACCGAAGAACUCACACAGGGAAGAAGCCAUUUUCUUGUUCUGUAUGUGGGAAAUGUUUCACGCGACACUCGCAACUGAUUCUUCAUCUCAGAACACAUACCGGAGAUUAAACAGAGAGAUUGUGAACGGGGCACAUGUUUUAAAUGUUACUUCCUCCGCAGUCCCGUUCUGUUGAAGUUCUUAUAAAUGUAGAGAGGCAUGGUCAUUGCCUUGGAAGGAAUAUGUACUAUGACUACGGGUGCAAAGAAUCUAAAAUUUAUAGGCGCCUCCCAUUUUAGUAUUAGUUGGGGUAAAACUGCGAUGCUGUAAAUAACUGUUAUCAUUCUGGACUUUGUAGGUCACAACUGUAACAUUAUAUACUGGAAAAUGUCCCCUCGUCUCUAUGUUGUGUCACAGAAACCCUGGGUGCCUUCUGAUGUCCUUUCUGAUAAUCAAGAGGCAGUGCACUGCUCUGUCUGGGGAAUGGGUGAGAGUUGGGAUAAAGAAAGCAGAAUAUUUAUUAGUAAGAUGAGUCUGUGUUAUGCAACCUGUUGGCUUGAUUUGGCCUCAUGCUUUCGUAUAGUUCACAGGAUUCAGAAAUGUUGAGCCAGCAGCCCUCUCACUAUACUUACACCCCAAUGUAUAACAGCCCCCCUCCACUGGCCUUGAUCUGCCCCCUUUACCUCUCCCUCCCUGCACAGUGUAUUACCUAUUUGGAAUCCUGAGUUCAAUAAGCAGUGCAGCGGAGUCCCCUCAGCACCAUCCUCUAUCCAUCUACAUCAUAUUCGGGUCUGUUCGCCAACACCGAGCCUGUAGGCACAUGCACAGUUGGGACUUCAAUUGCUCAUGCGCUUGCAGGCUCCGUGUCAGUGAACAGACCCGAAACCUAAUAUUCACUCUAUUUAUUCUCAAUUAUGAACAAGAUAACCUCAAUGUAAGUAAAAGGAUUUCAACCCCAUGUAAUGUGCUUCAACUCACAGCAUCUCCAACUGGCUGGGGUUGCUUGAGGCACUGCUUGAUGACUUUACAACCAUGACCUGCACAAAGGGAGCUUCUUAUGAAAGGAUAAUCCAGAGUUGUAGCUGCAAAUCCUUAAUGAACAGGGCUACCGUGUAUAUUGCUUUAUUGCACAUUAUCCAAACUGAUUUUCCAUUGGACCCCAUACACCCCCCCCCCCCCAUAUCAUUAUAUUCAGAUUACAUUUUCAUACCCAAACAAAGAGACCUCAGUUGGCCAAACAGAUAUUUUUGAGACAACACGCAGAUCAAGUUGGGUCAUAAAUGACUACGGAAAUGUAAAGGUGAACUAGCCAUUUCAUUUUUCAAUACAGAGUAACAUUGAACAUUUAGAGUCUCUUUGCCAAACUUGUUAUUGGGAAUGUACCAUUUAACUUUAUUGUUUUAUAUAAAAUAAUUAAUUAAAAUUAAGGGUCUUAUUAAAUAUUCUGUAUAUUCUGUGUUUGUUCUGAGCCUCUGUGUUUAUCACACACAUGAAAACAGAACUGAGCAACCACAGACGUACAGAAACUCCAGUUCUCUUUAUAGUUUGCCAUAUUGUUUAAAUUGGCUCUGUAUCCAAAUAGAAAAUGAAUGACUUACACAGAGGGUUCAUUUGCAAUUUACAUGAAUUUUAUAUUUUUAAAUAUUAAAAAAAAAAAGGUCCUGAAAGCCCUGAGGGGGAAGGGAGGCUACCCCUAUCUGAUCAUCAGGAGUUCAUAGACUUUUGCACAUGUGCCAAUCAAGUAGGAGAGGUGGGUGUAUGGCUUGGGUCUUUACACAUGGUGCUUAAUAGUGCCAGUCAAACUGCUGUUUAAGUCCAUUUUUAGUAUGUUAUAGAAUGGUUAAUUCUAAGCAACUUUUCAAUUGGCCUCAAUUUUGCUUAUUUUUUUUAAAAAAUUUUUUUUUUAAUUAUUUGCCUUUUUCUUCUGACUCUUUCCAGUUUUCAAAUGGGGGUGACGGACCCAUCUUAAAAACAAAUGCACUAUGAAGGUUACACAAUUGUUGUUAUUGCUACUUUUUAUUCCUCAUCUUUCUAUUCAGGCCUCUCCUAUUCAUAUUCCUGUCUCUUAUUCAAAUCAAUGCAUGGUUGCUAGGGGAAUUUGGAUCCUAGGAAUUGCAAAUGUUCUCAGAAUAUCACUCUCUGCCUUGUAUUAAAAGUUAAUUUAAAGGUGAACAACACAGGUAACACAAUAAGUAAGGUAAAUAUAAAACACAGAAUAACCACAAGUAGUUAUAGAUUAAUGAGUAUUGCUGUAGUACAUUGAAUUACGGGCUGCUCUUGGAAUUUCUAUCUAGCAUCCAAUCUCCAUCUUUUUCAUUAAUGCUCCUUUCCUUUGCUCCAGAUUCCCACACAGGCAUCAGUACAUACUUAGAAUGUUGCAUGCACAGACAGUGAAGGGUUGAUUAGGUCACUGAGUUGAUGAAAGGACAAACAUCCAGCCCUUAUGGUCCAUGUAUAUUCCCUCUGGCAAGGAAUUUUGUUGUUUUUUUGCCAUAUGUUGCACUGGAUAUUUAAAGUCAGUCGAUCUCCUUACAUGGCCAUACUUGCAGACUUGCUGUUGUUUCCAGAUUUAAUGUGAUUCCCUUGUUCUCUCUAUACAACACUGAGACAGCUGGGCAGCAGGACACAGAUACAGGCCCUAUCCUCAUUGCAGUAUUUCUUUGGGAGUUUCUUAUGAAUGGAACCGAAGGAGUAGGUUCAAGUAAAAAAAAAUCUAUGCGAUCAGCUUGUUGUUCUGGCUUAAGUGGGUAUCGCACAGAGAGGUCUUACAUUGCAGACAGGAUAAGCAAAUGUAGGGACCCAUAUGGGUUUAAUUGCCCCUAUGCCUUUAAAUCCCUAACCUUUCUCCCUAGUUACUAGGCAACAGC